CUUUCCUGUUUUGUUAAAUAUUUCCCAACUACGAGUUUUACUCGUAGUAGGUUUCUCAAAUUCUCACCCAACGAUGCCAGUCGCCGUUUGCUUCCGUGUCCUCCACACGGACCCCCAUGCCAAUUCAUACUGCCAGUCGUGGGAUUUGAAGCGGCAGGCUGAAUCUGAGGCAGAAGCAGCGUUCCGCAGAGCUCUACAAAAUCUGCCAGAGGUAGCCGUACUCAAGCAUGCGCGUGCAUUCGCAGGCAUCCGGAAGGAAAUUUUGGUAUCCAUCCAAUCCCUAAGCGAAGUGAUCAGAAGGAAAAAGGAGGAGGGAAGGGGUCGUCAGGAACAUCUGGAAGAGGAGCUUCAGCAACUGGAGCAGCAAGCUGGCAGGUUUCAACAAGACAACGGUCCAAAGGAAUAGCCAAUAGCACAAUUAGUUGUCUAUCAGCCAAUUAGCCAAUAGCCAAUAGCCAAUAGCGAAUAGCAACGUAAAGCGGUGUUAAUAGGACAGUCAUUUCCCUCGUCAGGGACAUAGCGCAGUAAUCCCUGCUCGUCAGGGGCAGUUGAAACAGGUGGGGGAGAGGUUCAGCAAGUGGAGCUGCGGGCUUCUAAGUUUGAGAAGAUCACAGUCCAAUGGAAUAGCCAAUAGCCAAUAGCCAAUAGCCAAUAGCCAGGCAGUUUACGAAGCAUAGGCAUUCCUGUCUUGGCGUGUUAGGUGGCAAAAUGUCACAUCGGAGUGACGUACCCAUGCAGCAUCCGCCGGCAGAUUUCAAGUUUCCUUCUGAAUGAUUCUGUUCUUUGCUCACAGAAGCGAGAAGAGAAGGGAAGGGAAGCACGAGGAAGCCGAUCAAGGACACGUGAAGCCGGACAUGCCGUGACAGACAUGAUGAGUCGUUGAUGACCUUGCAGUGUACGAAUGCCGCGCCUGGUCCGUCGGGAAUACGAGGUAUAUCAUGCCCCACCGGUCGGUCCCAAUUACGGUCGCGACUGCGUUAUCGCGAUGAUGACACUGCAUAGUCGAACAGGUUGUCGUUUCGUGCUGUGUUAGGCUUGAUGCUGCACGGAGCCGACCUUUUGACAAACGCCACAGAAGUAGUGCACUUAAGCCACAGUGCUCAAAAGGUCAACUCCGCGCAGCAUCAAUGCACAGGACUCGAGCACAUAACUCGUGGCUCAAAAGGUCGACCAAUGCCACAGUGCUCUUGCUAUGCACAAAAUGCGCAUACAUGUACACGAAAAAUUCAAAUCUACAUUUGUUCUUAUCCGAGCUCUCAAUAUUUUUGUGCCCAGAUCUUGUCCACAUCAUCAUUGUCAUCUUGAUGGUGCAAUUUAGCAAUCGCACAUAUCCCCAGGAUUUGUGCUAUGCUUCAGAAAGGGAAGGCAGUAAAGGUAAUUUCCCCAC
Chara braunii is the source of this 1387-nucleotide messenger RNA. NCBI's taxonomy places the organism in Eukaryota, Viridiplantae, Streptophyta, Charophyceae, Charales, Characeae. The record is from the annotation of a GenBank genome assembly.